Emericellopsis atlantica is the source of this 1326-nucleotide messenger RNA. RefSeq lists its product as uncharacterized. Bases 1 to 1326 code for a protein of 441 amino acids. The record is from RefSeq and is a predicted model, not a curated record. NCBI's taxonomy places the organism in Eukaryota, Fungi, Ascomycota, Sordariomycetes, Hypocreales, Bionectriaceae. The transcript is spliced from 2 exons.
AUGAGUUCAGAUAUCAAGUCUGAAGUGAUGGACGGGGCGAUGGAGGUCCUCGAAGGCGAUGGCAACCAGGCGCAAUUGGCGCAACUGGCAGAUUCUGUGGCCAUGUUGGAAGGGAAAUUGGCUGAUGAGAUACGUCUUCGCCGCUAUACUGAGCAGGUACUCGACUCACGACAGCUGGAGUUAGAAUCCCAACAGUCUGAGAAGCGACAAAUGGCUUCUGAAAUCGAAGGACUCAAAAGGGAACUUGCUGCGCUGCAGACCCAGGUUCAUGAGGCUCGGGGCCAAACGAAAGCCCGCGACAAGCAAUUAGCCGACGCCAAGGACCAGAUAUUCAAGUUACAGCCGACACGUAAAGAUAUCACGGAGGCGGAUGCUGUGGAAGGAUAUCGAUUGUUAUGCGGCAAUGUACAGCGAUGGGUUGACAAUCGCACCAGAGUCAUUCUCGAGGACCUCGAUCAAGGUCGUUUGAAGGGCAGGCCUGCGCCUCCUCAAAGUGCACGAUUCGUGUCUUUCAUGAAGGAAGCGGCCAAACGCGGCGUGGAUCUGGAUCAGUCGGAUGGCUAUCAUGUCAUUGCCAUCAUCAUGAACUAUCUCUGCUUGGUUUUCUUCACCAAAUCGUUCUACAGCCCGUUGGACGACUACGAGGGUGAUGCUACGUUGGCCUUCAUCAAUGAUCUCGAAUCCAGCAUGUCCAAGUUGCCUCGAGAUGCCGCGCACUGCCGGCACUGGAGGACCGAGACACUGAUCGCACUGACGAGCCAACAAGGUUUCAAGACCCGGCGCGCGAGAUACAUCAACCUUGUCUCCGAAGAUCUUGCCUCACUUCUGUCGGUGGUUGCGCCCAAGGCUACGGCGUCCGACCUGCAGGGCUCACUACGGCGAAGCGUUGUCGAACCAGCUGCAGAUCUAGCGCACCAACUGCACCUAGCCUCCAAUGUGUUUUCCUUGAAAUGGCCUGCCCGAGGAGCAUGGUCGCGACUUGAAUUGUACGAGUGCCUGAACCUCGCGACGGGAGGAGCCGUCGUGGACCUCAGCGGCACAGGUCCCGACUCGCCCGCUCGGCGAAAGGUAUCCUACAUGUUCGACGUGGCCCCCGGGCUGUUUGUGGAGAGAAUCGACGGCGGCAAGAAGAUGACAUUGAAGGCCAUUUGCCGGCCCGCCGUGUUGGUAUAUGGUGGGCAGACCGACCCGCCCCAACCGCCCCAGAAAGCGACUGUAAUGCGAUGGCUUUGGGAUUCUUCAGGAGGACCUCCUGCGCGGGACGCAAGCACGAAAACGGCCAAUCCGAGGAGUGAGCACUACAUCCACCGCCAGCACAGAGCGUGA